AUGGGGGAUAGGAAGUGCUUCCUCCCCGCCCGGGGCCGAAUCUGCCACCCGGCUUGUGCACGGGUGGUGUGGCCGGAGGAUUUCGGGAGGGUUUCAUCAGGCUGGCGUGGCCGGGGCCACGAAGGACGGCACAAAGCCAAACCCGGAGCGGCAGCUCUCUCCAGACGGGGAUUAAGGCCGCCCUUCGCGGGCAUUACAGCCAUCGGCAGCCCCCAGCUCACCCCGGCUCCCGCAGGACGCAGUGGCGACGAUGUGACCUACAUUCGUGGCAAGGAGGUCCCCAGCCUGCUGCCGCCACCGCUGGGCCAUGAAGCGGCACAAGUGACGGGGACGCCGUGCCCGCGGGCCAUGGCCAGCCCGGCACCAUGGCUGCGCUGGACACAAACAGAGCUGACGCACUGGGAGGGAGAGGAGGAGGAGGAGGAAGACGACUUUGAAAGGCGGAUGGACGAGGAUGGGGUCAUCGGCCUGGGGGAGGAUGGCGGGAGCCCACCGUGGGGCGAUGGCGAGGACCCGGAGGAGGGGUCCCCGGCGGAGGAGGGUCGCUGGCACCCGCAGCGGGACCUGGCGGAGGAGGAUGAGGAGCGGGGCAGCUCCAGGGGGGACGAGGAGCCCUGGGGGGCAGAGAGCGACGGGGAGCCCUACCCCGAGCUCUCCUACGAGGGCCGGUGGGGCUCAGGAUCCAGCGGCAGCCCCAUGGCGUCGCGGGAUGGCCGGGCUCUCUGCCAGCCCCGAGGCUGCAGCACGGACGGUGGUGACACCUCAGGGCUGUCGGACACCAGCCCUGACCCCGCCACCCCAUCCCACCGGCACCGGGGCUGGGGCACGGCCGGGGACGCCGGCGGGGGGCACGGGCAGGGCUGGACCCCGAGCCGGAGCCGCCUGCUGCCCCUGUCCACCGAUGAUGACCUCUGCGAUGCCACCAGCAUCGAGCCCGUCCCCGAGCCCCAGCCGGCUAGGACGGGGCUGCCGGCCCCUGGCACCGCUGGCUUGGCACCCACCGGGGAGCCCUGGGGCGCCGGCACCCCCCCCGCACCCCAGCUGCACGACGGGUCCCAGGUGCCCAAGAAAGCGGUACCCACGGUGCUGCCCCCCAAACCCGUCCGGCCGUCGCGGUCCCUGAGCCCCCGUCGGCGGCACACGGGCGGCAAGGAGGCGAGGGAUCCCUCGGGAACGGGCGCCGGCACAGCCGAGGGCACCCAGUACGGCCGAGGGCGGCUCAACCACCCCCUGCCCGACCUCUCCAAGGUGGAGGCGCGGGUGAAGUUCGACCAGAGCUACCGGCCGCCGCGGGGCCGAGCCCUGCCCGCCCACCCCAGGGCCCCAAGCGGCCCCAUCGGCUUCAAGUCCCCAGCCGAAAUCGUCCGGGAGGUGCUGCUGAGCAGCGGGGAGGGGGUCCCCCCGCAGCCCCCCACCACCGCCGGGUUGCCGCAGGAGUUCAGGUCCCCCAAGCAAGCCACCGAGCUGGUGCAACAGCUCCAGGACGACUACCACAAGCUGCUGACGAAGUACGCCGAGGCCGAGAACACCAUCGACCAGCUGCGCCUGGGUGCCAGGGUGAGCCUGUACGCCGACCCGCCGCGGCCCAGCCGCAGCCUCGCCGUGGGCACCGUGGGCACCGGCUGCCGGGUGAUGGCCCUCAGCAUCCCGCAGGCCAGGACGGCGGCUUUCAGCACGACCCCGGCCCCGGCCCCGCCGGCCUCGCUGGGUGGAGGGCCGUGCCGCUGCCCGGGCACCCAGCUGACGCGGACGCUGGCGGGUCAGACCCACAAGCUGCAGGCCCAGGUGGAAUCCUUCGAAGGCUGGAUCCGGGCUGGGAGCCCCGCGCCCCGGGAGCAGCUCCAGGUGCGUCGGCCCCAUCCCGGCCCCCCACCCCGGGGGUGCACGGCGGGGCCGGGGGGGUGGCGGGGACCAGGGGCCGAGGCGGCAGACUCGGACGUCGCCGCCGUUGUGCCGCAGAGGUUUAGGAAGCUGAGGGACGCGCAGGAUGCGCUGGAGCGGGCGUACCUGCGAGCCCGGCAGCAGCACCCAGGGGCCUCGGGGGAGUUUGAUCCCGACCGCGAGGUGGAAGGGGAGAUUUUCCGCUUGGGGCUGCACUUGGAGGAGCUGAAGGAGCGGCUGGAGCCUGGGGCCAGGCAGCAGCUCCCCCCGCAACGCCUGAACCAGCCCCGCUCCCCUCCAGCCCCUUCCCCACCGCCGGCCGCCUGCUCCCCACACUCCGAGAGCCCCGCACUGAUGGAGGGUCCCCGGGGGACAGCAGGGGACGGCGAGGUGGUGACGGGGGGGUUGCCCCAGCCCCUCUGGCACAAGCAGCUCCGAGUGGAGGAGGAUUUCGGUGACCUGCUGGAGCAGUACAAGCACUUGAAGUCCUUGCCGGAGUCACUGAGCCUGGAGCAGCUGAGUCUGGCAGAGACUGGGUCCCAAGAGGAGGUGGAUGGACCUGCAGCAGGGGAUGGUGGCCCCAGCAAGGUGUCCUGCAGGACACGGUCACUAGAGGAGGGGGUCGACCUCGAGACCUCCCCUUUGCACCCCGCGGAGAGGAGAGCUGCGCCGCUGCCCCCCAGGGAGCCUCCAUGGCCAGGGAGGACACGGGGCCACCUGUCCCCUGCCACCGCUGAGCAGCCACCGGCCACAGCCAAGCCCCCCCUGGGGCUCCCCGAGCCACCACGGGUGCUCCUGUCCCGCCGCAGCAGCAGAGCGGGCAGCGCUGUCACCCAGCACCAGCCCCGCAAGGAGCAGCGCAUUGUGUCACCGGAGACGGACAGCGGCUUCGUGGGCUCAGAGGCCAGCAGGGUGUCACCCCCCGUGCACACCCCUGAGCACCAGCCUCCCGGCACCGGGACCCCUGGCUUGCUGGGACCCUCCAUCCCCAUCCCUGCAACCCUCUGUCCUCCACGGAAGAGAGAGGCGAUCCCGCUUCCCUCCGAGACGGCGCUGAUGGGCAUCUACCCUGUGGGCGGACAGGGUGGCACAGGGGGGGCCCGCCUGCCCCCCAGCACCCCCUCGCAAGGCAGCUCCCCCCCGCGCUGGGCCGAGAGCGCGGGCAGCGAGGCAGGACCCGACGGUGACGGCACUCAUACGGACUCGGAGGCAGAAGGCAGGAGUUGCACCAGCGCCGGCGGCCACCCCUCCAGCAUGGCCAGGGGCCCGGCCAGCCCCCCACCAUCCCCCGAAACACCGUCCCCCACCCCGCUGUCCCCUGACCUCCCAUCCCUUGACCCGGCUCGCUGCGACCUGCUGGGCUCCCGUCUGGAGCGUGACCGGGCCAUCCGGGCGCUGCGGGACGAGGUGUGGCGGCUGCAGCGGAGGCUGGAGGAGAGCCUGCGCUGCUCCCGCAGCUAUCCUGAGGGAAAAGCCGCCCCGGCCAGGAGGCAGCUGGUGGCCAGCGGACCAUCGUCCCCCAAGGACGCAGCACCCUCGGGGGAGCCAAGCCCCCCUGUGCGGGGCAGGGUGGCCCCUGGGGUCGCACUGACGAAGAGACAGAGGUCGGCAUCGCUGCCGCGGGACGGGCCGGAGCUGGACCUCGCCUCCGAGUCGGACCCCUCACCCGCCGGGCCCCGGGCCACCCCCUUCCCACAGAAGAGCCCUGGGAGCACCCCAGGUGUGGUGACAUUUCGGGGACAGUACACAGGGACGCGGUACCAGGCGGGGAUGCCACGGGCCACCCCAGCACCCGGAGAAGAGCCGGGCACCCGGGGGUGUCCCCGGUGCCACGGGAGCAGGACAUCAUCAGCUGGAUUCGGGGCGGGCGAUGCCGCAAGACAGCCCCAGCACAGCACCCCGAGGAGAACGCGCUGCCCGGCUUGCCGAGCACCCAUGGGUCCCCCCGCGCCCGGCAGCAGGGACGGAGCCACACACGCAGAGCAUGGCCCCGGUGGCACGUCCGCCCCAGGCUCCCGCGUUGGUCCCCGAGCCGAGAAACCGGAGCAGCCCGGACUUUGGUACUUGGCCAGCCCUGGUGCCACCGCUGCCAUCGGCUGCCUUGCGCCCGUCCCCCUCGUGCCUUACGUUCCCUCCAUGCUCUACUGCUCCCCAACGGUACCUACCUCAGCCCCAGCCGUGGCCGGGGUCCCCCUCCAACACUCUGCGGGGCACCGGCGGGCAGAGCAUCCCCCCGGGCCGCGUGCCGCCGGCCACCACCGCUGCCUGACCCUGGACCUGGAUGAGUUGGAGGAGCUGAACCAGUCGCUGAGCCGGGCCGUGGAGGCUGCCCAGAGCGUGAGGCUCACCACCACCCGCAUGAGCCGGGCGCUAGCCGCUGAGCUGAGCCGAGCACGGGACCUGCGGGGCUCCUGCCUCUUCUGAGAGUCCUGCCGGCCCCUGCCAAACCCUCCCUGCCCUCGCAGGGGGCAGCAGGAGGAGGAAGAUGGUACCCCCAUCAGCAUCCCUUGACUGGAUGCUCC
Haliaeetus leucocephalus (bald eagle) is the source of this 4403-nucleotide messenger RNA. RefSeq names its product AT-hook transcription factor (gene AKNA). Gene Ontology annotation, biological process: neuroblast delamination; epithelial to mesenchymal transition; neuroblast division in subventricular zone. Gene Ontology annotation, cellular component: centrosome. The transcript is spliced from 23 exons. The record is from RefSeq and is a predicted model, not a curated record. Bases 1 to 4305 code for a protein of 1434 amino acids. Lineage: Eukaryota; Metazoa; Chordata; Aves; Accipitriformes; Accipitridae.